Messenger RNA from Blumeria graminis f. sp. triticale, 1299 nucleotides. NCBI's taxonomy places the organism in Eukaryota, Fungi, Ascomycota, Leotiomycetes, Helotiales, Erysiphaceae. The record is from the annotation of a GenBank genome assembly.
AUGGACGGCUCCGAACCUGAUCUAGAGCCAGGCUCAGCCGUUGAUGAAGAAAUGCAACAGAAGAUCAUAAAUGAAGAGUACAAAACUUGGAAGAAAAAUAGUCCGUUCCUUUACGAUAUGAUUCUGAGCACUGCGUUAGAAUGGCCAACAUUGACGACCCAAUGGUUUCCUGACAUUAAACAGCCCCCAGAAAAAAAUUAUACUGUUCAUCGUUUAUUAAUUGGAACACAUACAUCGAGCGGUCAAGACAACUAUCUACAAAUUGCCAACGUUGAGAUCCCCAAGAACCUUACACCAAAUCAGAAUGAAUACGAUGAAGCUAAGGGUGAGUUUGGCGGUUAUGCCUCUAGUGGGGAACAGCCAACCAUAAGGAUGAACAUUGAACAGAAGAUUGAUCAUCCCGGGGAGGUUAAUAAGGCUAGAUAUCAACCUCAAAAUAUCAACAUCAUUGCUACAAUGUGCAACGAUGGAAGAAUAUUGAUAUUUGAUCGCACUAAACAUAGCAGUAUUCCUAACGGGACCGUCACUCCCCAAAUUGAACUCACAGGUCAUUCAUCAGAAGGAUUCGCCCUGUGCUGGAAUCCCACGGAAGAAGGUAAGCUGGCUACAGGAAGCAAUGAUACCACGGUUAGGCUCUGGGAUCUGCAUACUAUCAGUACUCUCAAGGCCCCAAAAAUCAAAUGUUCAGGAAUUUACGAACACCAUACUGCCGUUGUGAAUGAUGUACAAUAUCACCCAGCUCACGCGUCGUUGAUUGGGACUGUCUCGGAUGACCUUACCCUUCAGAUCCUUGAUACAAGGAAUCAAGCGCAUGAAUCUGUUCUUAGCAAUCGAGACGGACACACUGACGCCAUAAACGCCUUAGCCUUCAACCACUCUUCUGAAUUUCUUCUUGCAACUGCAUCACAUGAUAAAUCAAUCGGUAUCUGGGAUUUGAGAAAUCUUUCGUCCAAAGUACAUUCUUUAGAGGGCCAUAUUGAUGCUGUAACCUCUCUCGCAUGGCAUCCAACCGAGACAUCUAUUCUUGGAAGUGGCAGUUAUGAUCGUCGAAUUAUAUUUUGGGAUCUAAGCCGAAUCGGAGAAGAACAACUGCCAGAUGACUUAGAUGAUGGGCCACCUGAGCUUCUUUUCAUGCAUGGAGGUCAUACAAACCAUCUUUCUGAUUUUAGUUGGAAUCUGAAUGAACCCUGGCUCGUAUGUAGCGCUGCGGAAGACAAUCUCGUACAAAUUUGGAAGGUUGCAGAAGCUAUUGUUGGAAGAGAUAUUGGUGACGUGCUUGCAGAGGAACUCGAGCAGUAG